This is a messenger RNA of Electrophorus electricus (electric eel), 2076 nucleotides long. The record is from RefSeq and is a predicted model, not a curated record. NCBI's taxonomy places the organism in Eukaryota, Metazoa, Chordata, Actinopteri, Gymnotiformes, Gymnotidae.
UAAACGCUUCGGAGGCUUUUAACGCGCCAUGCGCAGAGAAGACUGCUGUGACGGCUGCAGUAGUCAUGGAUGCAGGGAUUAGGAUCACAGAGUAGCAGCAAUCGGUGUCAGCUGUGUGCGCGUGAGAGGUGAAGCGCAGAGAGGAGCAAACGACCGUGUCCCCUAGAAAAAGUGAGGCUGCGCGCGGCAUUGCAGCACACCGGUAGCUCCGGCACUGGCGCAGAUGGAUGUCCGGCUCGAGCGUUUUAAAGCAGAGGCGGCUGCAGCGCUCGCGCGGCUACACGGGCUCAUUGAAAAGCAUCAGGAGGAUGGGGAGACCAUCGAGCUGUCGGCGCAGGGCCGUCCGGAGCUGAUGCAGGAGAAGGAGCCGCCCAUGGUGGACUGCACGUGUUUUGGAAUGCCACGCCGCUACAUCAUCGCCAUCCUCUCCGGCCUCGGGUUCUGUAUUUCCUUUGGAAUUCGCUGUAAUCUGGGCGUAGCAGUGGUCAGCAUGGUCAACAACCAUACUGUCUACAUAGGGGACAAGGAGGUCAACGUGAAAGCCCAGUUUAUGUGGGAUCCUCAGACAGUAGGGAUGAUACAUGGUUCUUUUUUCUGGGGUUACAUCAUCACUCAGAUUCCUGGAGGAUUUAUUUGUCAAAAAUUUGCUGCCAACAGAGUGUUUGGUUUUGCGAUUGUUGCUACGUCAAUACUGAACCUUCUGAUUCCAUCAGCGGCACGUACACACUACUGGUGUGUGAUAGUUGUCAGAGUCCUCCAAGGACUGGUGGAGGGGGUGACGUACCCAGCAUGCCAUGGGAUCUGGGCCAAAUGGGCUCCGCCGCUGGAGAGAAGCCGAUUGGCUACAACAGCUUUCUGUGGCUCGUAUGCUGGAGCUGUGAUCGCCAUGCCACUGGCCGGAGUGUUAGUGCAGUACUCGGGCUGGUCCUCUGUCUUCUACGUGUAUGGUAGUUUUGGGAUCUGUUGGUAUUUGUUCUGGAUUAUGAUGUCAUAUGAAAGUCCAGCUACACAUCCAACCAUCUCUGCUGAGGAGAGGCUGUACAUCGAGGAGUCCAUCGGGGAGUCCACAAGCCUCACCAGUCAACUGACGAAGUUUAACACGCCUUGGAGACAGUUCUUCACCUCCAUGCCCGUCUACGCUAUCAUCAUUGCUAACUUCUGCCGGAGCUGGACCUUCUAUCUGCUACUGAUCAGCCAGCCUGCGUACUUCGAGGAGGUGUUCAAGUUUGAGCUCAGCAAGGUGGGCUUCAUCUCAGCACUGCCUCACCUGGUGAUGACCAUCGUAGUGCCGAUUGGGGGCCAGCUGGCUGACUACCUGCGCUCCCACAACAUCAUGAGCACCACCAGCGUCCGCAAGAUCAUGAACUGUGGGGGGUUCGGAAUGGAGGCAACGUUCCUGCUGGUGGUCGGUUUCUCCCACACUAAGGGAGUGGCCAUCUCUUUCCUCAUUCUAGCUGUGGGAUUCAGUGGCUUUGCCAUCUCAGGGUUUAAUGUGAAUCAUUUGGACAUAGCCCCACGUUAUGCCAGCAUCCUGAUGGGCAUCUCUAAUGGAGUGGGCACCUUAUCGGGCAUGGUGUGCCCUCUGAUUGUGGGCGCCAUGACUAAACAUAAGGUGUUUUUGCAUCUGGAGAGAAGCAGCCAUGGGCGGAGCCAGAGAACACCAGUGAGGAGAAGUGUGGAAUUCUGGGAGAGGACGAGCUAGCAAAUGAGACUGAAGAACUGUAUCAGAGAGGCGAUGGAGACUACGGAGCAACCAGACAAUCAUGUGACCUCGGAGGGGCAGGGACUAGAGAGGGUGGGUGGAGCUCUGACUAGGGCAGAACAGGAGUGAGAGAGAGAACAAGUGGGGGCAGUUACAUCUCUGAGAGUAAGUGCUGGGUUCAUGUAACUAAAUCAGGAACAAAACAUAGUACACUUAUAGCAAAGCACUGGUAAAUGUAAAAUAUAUACGUGUGUGUGUGUGUGUAAACCUACUGGAUGUGUUACCAGAAAUAAAACAUCUGUAUGACAGUACUGGAUGACAUCUCUUGUUCUCCGCUUAUGCAAUUUGUCUAGCACUGUGACACUGCAGUUACC